UUCUAUAUAUUAUUCAAAUAUUUAUUCCAAUAUAUCUUAUAUCACCCAUAAAACAUGUUUUAGUACAUUGUUAUUUUCUAUAUAUUAUAUUAGGUCAACACGGACUGGAAAGCUUUCAAUACACACUUAAAGGAUGGUGUUAUGUUAUGCGUAUUAAUAAACAAAUUGCUAGAAGCUGAUGGUAAACGCCUUGAACAUUUCCAGAAGUUAGCAGUGACACCAUUUCUUGUAAUGAUAAAUAUUGAGAACUUUAACCAUGGAUGUAUGAACUAUGGUAUGGCAAAAGAGCUUACGUUUCAAACAGGUGAUUUAAUGGAUCUUAAAAAAGACCAGUUCAUCAAUGUAUUACGUUGCCUCCACAAUCUAGGGUUGAUUGCAAACUCGAAGCGAUAUCAGACAGCGUACUUAGGGGAAGUGCCGAUUACAACAGAAAUGGAUUACUUAACGUGAAUUUGAUCAAGUGAUCUUCAUAUUUCAAGUGACAUGAUCAAUAUCUCGCUAUAUAUUUCUGCCUUUUUUAUACCUUCAGUUACAUAUAUUUUUCAGCUGCACUUAUUUUGCAACUACAUCAAGAUGUAAACAAUUUUGUGAUGUUCUGUCUAGUACUUUAAUUUGUUACGUUUCCGUAGAAGCUACUGUUUCUAAUUAACCCUUAAUACUUUCUCUGUUUGUUAACCGGCCUUUCAUGUUAAUUAAAUUGCUUACAAAAAAGAUAUUCAUUUCA
Messenger RNA from Mercenaria mercenaria, 724 nucleotides. RefSeq lists its product as uncharacterized. The transcript has 3 exons. The record is from RefSeq and is a predicted model, not a curated record. Bases 142 to 450 code for a protein of 102 amino acids. Lineage: Eukaryota; Metazoa; Mollusca; Bivalvia; Venerida; Veneridae.